CAGCGCUGGGGCCCGGCCCGGGCCCAGCGGUCGCGGAGCCCGCGGGCCUCAGGCCCGAGCCCCGGGGCGGCGGCGCGGGGCGGCGGCGGCCGCAGCGCUGCACGGGCGGCUGCGCGGGAGAUGCCGAAGCUGCGCGGGGAGGCCUUCUGGAGGGAGACGCUGCGGAGCGCCCAUUACGUGGUGGCGCCCAUGGUGGACCAGAGCGAGCUGGCCUGGAGGCUGCUGAGCCGCCGCCACGGCGCCCAGCUCUGCUACACGCCGAUGCUGCACGCCCAGGUCUUCCUCAGGGACGCCAACUACCGUCGCGAGAACCUCUACGGCGAGGCCUGUCCCGAGGACCGCCCGCUCAUCGUACAGUUCUGUGCCAAUGAUCCUGAAGUGUUUGUUCAAGCAGCGCUGUUGGCUCAGGAUUACUGCGAUGCCAUAGACCUAAAUUUGGGUUGCCCCCAAAUGAUUGCAAAGAGAGGUCACUAUGGAGCAUUUCUACAAGAAGAGUGGGAUCUUCUUCAGAGAAUGAUUUUACUGGCUAACGAGAAGCUCUCUGUUCCCAUCACAUGCAAAAUCCGCAUUUUCCCAGACAUUGACAAGACAGUGAAGUAUGCACAGAUGCUGGAGAAAGCUGGCUGCCAGCUGCUGACUGUGCAUGGCCGUACCAAGGAACAGAAAGGACCACUUGCUGGCGUGGCAUCUUGGGAGCACAUUCAAGCUGUCAGAAAAGCUGUAAACAUUCCUGUAUUCGCAAAUGGAAACAUCCAGUGUCUCAGUGAUGUGGAAGAAUGUAUCCGUAAGACAGGAGUACAUGGCGUCAUGACUGCAGAAGGUAAUCUUCAUAAUCCAGCUUUGUUUGAAGGCCGAAACCCCUUGGUGUGGGAGAUGGCUGAGGAGUAUCUGGAGAUAGUGCAGAAGUACCCUUGUCCAUUGUCUUAUGUUAGGGCUCAUCUCUUCAAGCUCUGGCAUCACACGCUUCAAGUUUACCAGCAGCUGCGUGAAGAAUUAGCAAAAGUGAAGACGCUAGAGGGGAUUGUAGAUGUCAACAGAGAGCUGAAACUGCGAUGCCAGGAAGAAAUAGCUAAUCAGAAAGAAGGAGAAAAGCCAAAAGAAGGGUUGCCUUUUUUCCACUGGAUCUGUCAGCCAUACAUCAGGCCAGGGCCAAAGGAGAGGUGCAAGGAGAAUGGAGCCAGUGGAACUGAAAAAGGUGUGCGAGGGAAGCGAACUCUGGAAGAGGAGGAAGAUGGAAAUUCUGAGCUUCUGUCAAAGAAUAAACAAAAAAAGAAGUUAAGAAAUCCAAAUAAAAGUUUUGAUCCGUCUUUAAAACCCAAAUAUGCAAAAUGUGAUCAAUGUGGAAACCCUAAGGGCAAUAAAUGUGUGUUUAACAUGUGCCGAGGAUGCUGUAAGAAAAAAGCAUUCAAGGAGACAGCAGACUGUCCAGGUCAUGGAUUACUUUUUAAAACCAAGUAUGAAAAAUCCCUUUCAUGGCAGCACAGUCAAAGAGGAAUUCAAAGCCCAGAGAUGAGUCAGAGAGGAGCAGCAGAGGUGGGGGAGGCUGUGGUGCUGAAAGAGGAUGGUGACAGUGCAGUGUGAAGCUUUGGAAAGGAACAGUCCAAGAGCUCCUGCCAGGCCGCUGCUUCCCUGGGCCAAAGAACCAUCAGCUGUGUGAACUUGUUCCACAUGAUUCAGUUUUGGAAAAGUUUUAUUUAAGUAAAAAACUGCUUACUCAGGGAAUUAUCCUGCAUUUGAAAUAAAAAAGGAUGCAAUUAAAGGUCUCAUGCUGUGUUUUAAAGACUGAAAAUGCUGCGUUUUUGGGUGGGGGGCAACCUAUAUAAGCUGCUCUAACACUCUGCCCCUUCUGUGUUCAUUAACUCUUCAUGCCCUGUUUUUAAUAUUGGGAAAUAAAUUUAUUUUAGUAGAACAGACUUCUGGCAUACUAAAAAUAACAUCAGUGACUUCCUCACUAACAGAAAAUGUGUCACA
Molecule: messenger RNA, 1971 nt
Organism: Empidonax traillii (willow flycatcher)
Lineage: Eukaryota; Metazoa; Chordata; Aves; Passeriformes; Tyrannidae
Gene: DUS1L
Product: dihydrouridine synthase 1 like
Exons: 13
Coding region: 121-1581 (486 amino acids)
Biological process (GO): tRNA processing
Molecular function (GO): tRNA dihydrouridine synthase activity; flavin adenine dinucleotide binding
Source: RefSeq, a predicted model, not a curated record